Molecule: messenger RNA, 1596 nt
Organism: Necator americanus (New World hookworm)
Lineage: Eukaryota; Metazoa; Nematoda; Chromadorea; Rhabditida; Ancylostomatidae
Exons: 13
Coding region: 1-1596 (531 amino acids)
Cellular component (GO): endomembrane system
Source: RefSeq, a predicted model, not a curated record
AUGGACUGUUGUCAAGUCACGGACGCGUGCUCCUCUAUAAUUUACCUCAUAUCAAGACUUUACUUUUUUGUUGUGACAGUCAUUUUCUAUGUGGUGAACAUUUUCAAAACAAAACACGUCGUCCCACCGACUUCUGAUGAUCUUCUGUUGAUCAGCGCUACGGAGGCGGUGAAACGAAUCGCCCGGAGAGAGAUCACUUCAGAAGCACUUGUGCGAGCGUACAUCCAUCGUAUUGAGCAGGUGAACGAUGUGAUCAACGCUGCUGUCGUCCGGUUAUUUGAUGAAGCGACCAGAAAAGCACUCGAGAUAGAUAGGGAGAUCGCACAGAUGGACAGUGAACGAUUGGAAGAGCGCAUACAAUCCGAACCGUUGCUGGGUGUACCGUUCACUGUAAAAGAUGCUUUGGAAGUUGAUGGACAAAUCAUCACUUGCGGCGUUUACAAUCACAGAGAAAAUAAAUGCACUCAGAGUGCUGAAGUGAUUAAAAGAAUGGAAGCUGCUGGUGCAAUUCUCAUUGCUAUUACGAAUGUACCAGAGGCAUGUUAUUGGGUGGAAUCUUCAAAUGGAAUUUAUGGCUUAUCGAAGAAUCCAUACGACACACGGCGAUCCGUAGGUGGAAGCAGUGGUGGUGAAGGAGCGUUAAUCAGUGCGGCAGGUAGUUUGAUUGGUAUUGGCAGCGACAUUGGCGGCAGCAUCCGCAUUCCAUCAUUUAUGAACGGUAUAUUCGGGAUGAAACCUACAUCAGGUGUCAUCCCUCUUGACGGGCACGUGCCGAUGCCAAAAGAGUUCCAGAUUCAAAUGCUUCGAAUUGGGCCGAUGUGUCGUUACGUGGAAGAUGUUCCUUUACUGAUGGAGGUAAUGGGAGGCGAACGAGCAGUUGAUCUACAUCUAAAGGAAAUGGUAGAUUUCAAGAAAGUCCGCUUUUUCUAUAUGGAAGGCAUUCAACACACACCAAAAACUCAAUCGCUUAGCUCUGAGAUGAGAUGCACGUUAUUGAAGGCUGUCUCGUAUUUCGAACAGAAAUUCGAUGUGGAAGGAAUUCGUCUAGACCUGCCUCUAGCCUCAAACGCAAUCGAAAUGCUCUUCUCUUGCAUUCAAGCUGAGAACACUCCGACAAUUUCUGAGUCGUUCAAAAGUUUGAAGGGCGACAGAGGAAGUUUGAAGUGGAUGACCGAACUACCGAAAUUACUUGCCGGGAAAUCGGUGCACACUCCUGGCGCAUUAUUCUUGUCAUUCUUUGAAAACAUGGAUAGAAGCAGCGAAAAGGAGAAAGCCAAGUUCCGAAGAUUACGCGAUCGACUAGCUCGGCAAGUUACUGAGACCCUUGGUGAUGAUGGUGUACUCCUUUUCCCAUCGUGGCCUACGACCGCCCCCUAUCACCAUCAGACUGUUUUCACUCCGUUUAAUACCGCAUACACUGGCCUUUUCAAUGCGCUAACCCUGCCCGUAAUCACGUGCCCAAUGGGAUUGGAUAGGAACGGACUACCACUGGGCCUUCAGAUAGUUGGUGCGCGCAACUCCGACCGCCUACUCAUCGCUGCCGCUCAGCAGCUUUCACAAGCCUUCGGUGGUUGGACACCUGCAUGGUCUCAGUGA